Molecule: messenger RNA, 383 nt
Organism: Spodoptera frugiperda (fall armyworm)
Lineage: Eukaryota; Metazoa; Arthropoda; Insecta; Lepidoptera; Noctuidae
Product: cytochrome c oxidase subunit 6B1
Exons: 2
Coding region: 105-335 (76 amino acids)
Cellular component (GO): mitochondrion; respiratory chain complex IV
Source: RefSeq, a predicted model, not a curated record
AGAUUGUUUGUAGUCUUUUGUUCCAGUUUUUUAUGUCAAUUCGUGAAAACGAAUCAUUUUACAAUUUACUAAUCACGUUUUUGCGUUUAUUUUUAUAAAUCAAAAUGUGUGACCAAGAAUUUAGAACCCAGCGCAUCGACCCGCGCUAUCCAAAUCAAAAUCAAACCAAGGCCUGUUACGACAAUUACUGCGACUUUUACAAGUGCCAAAGACUUCUAGGUGAGGCUGAUGACUGCAGAAUAUUCAAGCGUUAUUUCGAGACGAUCUGCCCAAAUUUUUGGAUAUCCCAUUGGGACGAACUUAGAGAAAAAGGAGCAUUCCCAGGUCCACUAUAAAACGACAUAAUUGUUUUCUUGGAAUAAAACACUUUAAAUCUAAUAAGA